Didymosphaeria variabile is the source of this 2850-nucleotide messenger RNA. RefSeq lists its product as uncharacterized. Gene Ontology annotation, biological process: retrograde vesicle-mediated transport, Golgi to endoplasmic reticulum. The record is from RefSeq and is a predicted model, not a curated record. Lineage: Eukaryota; Fungi; Ascomycota; Dothideomycetes; Pleosporales; Didymosphaeriaceae. The transcript has a single exon. Bases 1 to 2850 code for a protein of 949 amino acids.
AUGGCGGAGCUUCAGAGGCUCCAGAAGCUUUCUGCGCCGCAUUGCGUCCUCCUCGCCAUCCACCAUGCCAACGAAUCCAACAUCACCGCCCUCCGCGCAUUGACAGCCCUCCGCGAUACCGUCUUUGACCUCGAACUUAUUCUGCGGAUACUUUUGACGUACCUGCCGGAAAGUGUUCCUCCUUCCGCAUACCUCGAAUACCUCGAUGAACUCGCGAGCGACAACCGCACACCAGGCGACGACCCCGCAGCUGUGCUCGAAGUUGCGCCGGUGGAGGAGCUCUCAGAUUCGCAAGCAAAGAAAAAGCGACGGAAGCUUCAACUGAAAUUGCUGCCUUUAGUACAUCUUUUGUACGAGGCUGAGACGGAACUGGACCCCCUCACACACUUCCUUAUCCACCGCGCGCACCGAAUAGACGCUGAGACUGGCCUUCUCAACUCAAUACCCGAGCUGAUCGCGCCCUUCAUUGGCCACUCCGAAUACCUACGGAUAUGGUUCAUAUCUACAGCACUGCCGCUUCUGCGACUGAUGUACGAGUACUACCCCGAGAGCCCCGCUCCAUCGCUCGAUGAAUUCGCCAGGUCAAGAGGCCGGCGAGCAAUCGACAUACAACUAUCGAACCUUCGCCAAACACACGCAAGAUCACAAGAAGGAGGACUUGCGGCGCGUGACCUAAGAGGUGUGGUCGGCCCCUGGAUAUGUGGAGCAAACGAGCGAAAGAGGCGCAAACUGUCGCCAGACGACCGAAGAGCGUCCAUGACCGAAGCACCAGCCCAAGAGCCUGACGACUGGGAGUCUCUGUUCGGAUGGCUGGUGGAUACUUCGAAAGCCGACUUCCCAUUGAUAUCAUCGGUCAUCAUCGAGUGGGAUGGCCCUGAGGACCUGGACCUUGGCGGCUUCGAAGAAGGACGUGACUAUGUCGAUGACGAGACACAACGAAAGCUGGAGCGUCGGUAUGCACAGAUAGCCUUGGCAUGCUUAUAUCUCUUUGAUAGUAGCAACAGCGACAUACUACAGACAGCCCACGGCCUGCUCGCACGGAUAUCCGAUCUUCUUAGCUUAGAGCCUCCCCCACAUCUGAGCUUGAUCGUGGAAGCAUUACCGUCGUGUGCUGCAGAUAUGCCCAUGCUCCAGGGACUCAAAGCAUCCGCCCUCCAAGAAGAGCACAUCACACGGCCUGACAAUCCCCUGAUCCAACCGAAUCAGGAUGCUGUUCAUCUCCUCGAGCUGUUCAUUUUUUCUACCCACCUUUUGUCUAGCUUGCAGCAACUCAUGUCCGUGAGGGAAGUCGCGCGCAUGUUUCUCCGCAAUGACAAAUCAGAGCAGCUCUCCCUUCUCCACAAGAUCGUCCAUGCUCUCAGCACAAGUGCUAAGCUUGACGCUGAACAAUGGCGGGCCAAUCGAUCUAGGCUACUCUGGCUCUGGAAUUGGGGAUCGAAUCAGAUAGGCUCCGAUCGAUAUGCACAGGGAAUAUUUGGUCACAUUGACAGCCAAACUAUUGAGACUGAGAUAUUGAAAGGUCUUCUAGAAGGCAGCCAGUACACACUUAUCGGUCAACUGUACAUUCGGUCAACGUCAGAUCGAACCCCCCUUCCUCUCUCCGAUGUCGAGCAGGUCAUCCUCACGGCUGUAUUGCACCACUACGACAACGCGACCAACGGCAACCGAACAAGAGGAGGCAUGAAACGCGCUUCAGACAUUGUUGCAGCGUUCAAGGCACACUUUCUCAAUUCGGGCCGCUUUCAGCGUAUUCAAGCUCUGCUUGCCGCAACACACGCCAUGUCGUUCUACUCUCUGAUCCUACAACACGGUGUCCCGUUCCAGCCUGUUAACAUCAGGGUGAGCGCUGACCCGCUUUCGUUGAUCCAAAAACUACUCGAGCAGAACCUCCGCAGUUACACCCACUUAGACGACCUCAUUUCUAUCGGCCAGAAUCUUGUCGUCGCGCAGCCGUCUACUAUCAUGGACAAAGAUGCCGAUUACAGUCACCUUGACACAGCCGCUGUAGAGAAAAGAAAGGCCGCAGCGGAACGUCGUGUCAUUGGCAUGACGGUCGAGGCAGCACUUGCAGAAGACGACUUUGAGACUGCGUACUCAUACGUCGUGAACAGACUUACCCCAUCAACGCCCUCGCCCGCUAUGUCGCCAACCCUGUCCAAGUCAUCACAGCGCUUCUCAUUCGGGUCCCACGAUUCAGAAGCUCGAGAUGAUGAUAGCGAAGAUGUAGCCUGGCGCGUCGCCGUACAAGCAGGUCGCCAUCGCGGCUCGCCAUCCUCGUCAUCAACGUGGGGCCAGGCAAAUACUGCCGCCCGCCCCGACUUACGACGAUUGGAACAGCGCAUGGAGCUUCUUUCACAAGCACUGCUUCUUGCACCGCCUCAUCAUUUGGAAGAGGUCCUAGCCGUAUGGCAGGAAUGCGAAACCGAAAUGACGAACCUCCUGGCGGAAGAGAACGAAGCAGAAGAGCGCUUCAACGACGCGGCGGACCGCCGUCUUCCCGGCGCAUUCGCGGAAGUAGUUACCAUCCAGCCUCGCCGCGAAGUCGGCCGAGGCGCGGUGGAAGAAGCACCUAUGGGCUUAUUUGAUGUUGCUAGGGGGGCCGCUGCUGCGUUUUCAAAGAGUGCAUUCCCACUUCGCGGAAGUGGAGGCAGCCGCAACGUAUCUGGAGCGGAGAGUUACGGCGACACGAGCCGUGCGUCCGUAGAUCUAGGCAGCGAUUCUGGAAGCAUGCACAGUACCGGCGAUGAGAGGGUGAGGAGGAGGGAUAUGGUUGCUAAUGCGGUUACUGGUGGGCUGGCCAGUGGCCUCGGGUGGGUGCUUGGUGCGACGCCUGUCAACGAGCAUCAAUAG